AGGGCCACAAAGGCAGAGAAGGAUGGAGUGACUCUUGACAUUUGUGUAAAACUUUCUUGUAUAUUACCGGUCAUAUAAUUUACUUGAAAUACUCUAUUAUUUUACAUAUAUUUUUUUAAAAAAUGGAUCACGAUCACGAUGAAAUAUUGAAACAAUUUCAGGAUGUCACUAGUGCCAACGCUGAAAGAUCACAAUUCUAUCUGGAAUCGUCUGGAUGGAAUCUUGAAAUUGCAUUGGCAAGCUUCUUUGAGAAUGAUGGGGAUGGCGAUGUUGAAGUAGUAGAGCCUGAGCCUCAGGUGGUGGAAUCGGACGAUUCAGAGGCAGAAGAAGCAGCUACUCCGGUGUCCAAAGCCAAAACUAAAAAGCCAAAGGCCAAGCAAAAUUCAAAAUUCGCAACCCUGGCCAGUCUGGCCAAUGAGGAAGACAGUUCUGAUGAGGAGGAGGGACAGGCGUUCUACGCGGGUGGGUCGGAGCAUAGCGGCCAGCAGGUGCUAGGGCCCGCCAAGAAGAAGCAGAACUUUGUCUCGGAAAUGUUCAAGUCUGUCAAAGAGCAUGGAGCAGAGGUGGUGGACCCUUCUCCCAGCAGAGGCCGACCCAACACAUUUGCUGGAACGGGCUAUCGUCUUGGACAAUCAUCAAAUGAUACUGAAGUGAUAGCCUCACCGACCGAGGGCAACGAAGAGCGUAGACACUCGGAAGUAACUCUGAGGUUUUGGAAGGAUGGAUUCAGCGUUGAUGACGGCGAGCUGAGAGAGUACUCCGAUCCAAACAAUGCCGAGUUCCUCGCCUACGUUCGCAGAGGGUUGGUGCCUCUGGAGUUGGUACAGAAGGCGCGGGGUGGGGAGGUGCAUUUGAAUAUGGAGGACCAUCACCAUGAGGAGUACACCACGCCUAAAACUAAGGUCAAAGCUUUCGCGGGCAAAGGUCAUCUGCUCGGAAGUCCGUCACCGGCCACAGUAGGCGCCGUGGGGGCGGUGGACCAGAAGGAUGUGGCCGCCAACGAGGAGGCGGCACGGGAGGCGGCGAAGGUGGAUGAUGCCGCCCCCACCACCACACUGCAGAUACGGCUGGCCGACGGCUCCCGCCUCCAGGCCAGGUUCAACCACACCCACACCGUGGCUGAUGUCAGGCGAUACAUCGUCACCGCCCGACCUCAGUACGAGAUGAAUACAUUCGCCCUUCUCACAUCGUUUCCGAGCAAGGAGCUCACAGAUGAGACCCAGACGCUGGUUGACGCCGGCGUUCUCAAUUCAGCCCUGCUGCAAAGAUUAAAAAAUAUGGAACAAGUCUCAUUUGAUGACUUUUAAAACAGUGGUUGCGUUUGUUGAAAAUUGUUAUUGAAUUGAAACGAAUCUGGAAUCAAAAAGUAUUUCGAUUUUGAACUGUGAUGACAAUUUACCUGUGAAUCAUUCGAAAAAAUUGUGUGAAUUGGCUUUCUCUUCAUUCUGAAAUUCUAUUUCUAAUGUACAGUUGAAUAUCUAAUUUCUGAAUAAAAAUGUUCAAUAAAGUUGUUUGUAUGAUUGGUAUA
Messenger RNA from Nilaparvata lugens (brown planthopper), 1528 nucleotides. RefSeq names its product NSFL1 cofactor p47 (gene p47). Gene Ontology annotation, molecular function: ubiquitin binding. The record is from RefSeq and is a predicted model, not a curated record. The transcript has 9 exons. Lineage: Eukaryota; Metazoa; Arthropoda; Insecta; Hemiptera; Delphacidae. Bases 123 to 1307 code for a protein of 394 amino acids. Gene Ontology annotation, cellular component: nucleus; cytosol. Gene Ontology annotation, biological process: autophagosome assembly; membrane fusion; nuclear membrane reassembly.